CGGCCUUCGGAGAUUCGAUCGAUAGGUUUUUGGUGCCUUUUCUUGGAGUUUUUGAUCGUCGCCGUCGCUUUCGUCCUUUUUUCGAGUUUCGGCUCUUUGUUUCUGAACUUGCAAUUUAUGGAUUGAUGAUUACGCUUAUGGUGUGAAAUAUUUAUUCGAUCAUCGUUCGCCUGCUGAAUCCCUGCAGUCUCGACAACUUUCGACUCAUGAAGUUGAACUCAUGGAGUAGAAUCUAGAGUUCGAUGUAAAAAAAUAUAUAUUUCUGAUGUUUUUUACUCACAAGGAGUGCUUUUGAAAGUUUUAUUUGGAAUUGGAAUUCCAUUUCAUUUUUAUGGAGCUUAUUUUGAAGAGGUAUGGCUUGUGCUGGCUGAAAAUCUUAUUCUAGAAUGGAGUAGUACGAUCAAAGGAGGUUAUUCUAGAAUGAAGAAAAAUUUUACCGCUCAAGGAACAGCAGAAGAACCACAAGAAAAAAGAGAGAUAAAGAAAUCAGCGUUUAUUAUUUACUAAUUCUCCAAUGGGAGGAGCUUGUUCCAGGAAGAGAGAACUUCUAGACGGAGAUGAUUUGCACAGGUCGGGAAGAUACUCUAAGAGUGGCAGCUCAAAGUGGUUGCUGCUUACACUCCCCCGUUGCAAUACGAAUGUCUCAGUUCGCGAGCAAGGGAAGUGUCCAUCCCUCAUGGACUUGUGCGUGGCUAAAGUUCGUGAGGACAUCAAAAAACAUAGCAGUUUUUCCAUGCUUCCAAGAGACAUAAGCCAGCUGAUCUUCAACGAGUUGGUGGCAUCUCAUUCCCUCAAUGAUGGGUCUCUUGAAGCCUUUCGGGAUUGUGCUCUUCAGGAUAUGCGUGUUGGAGAAUAUCCAGCAGUCAAAGAUGGCUGGAUGGACAUAGUUUCUUCUCAAGGGGAAUCACUUCUAUCGCUUGAUAUUUCUUGCUCUGAUGUUACAGAUACUGGCUUGUCUCUCCUUAAGAAGUGCCCCAGUAUCCAGAGCUUGAAAUGUAACUAUUGUGACCAAAUCUCAGACAAUGGCCUAGGGCACUUAUCUGGACUUUCAAACUUGACUUCCUUGAGUUUCAAGAAGAGCAAUUGUAUCACUGCUGACGGAAUGAGAGCUUUUACCAAUUUAGUUAACUUGGUAAAUUUGGACCUCGAGAGAUGCUUAAAGAUCAAUGGUGGUCUUGUUCAUAUAAAAGAUUUAAAGAAGCUCGAAUCUCUUAACAUCAGAUACUGCAAUUGUAUAACGGAUGCAGAUAUUGAGUCUAUUUCAGGUCUUACGAACUUAAAAGAGCUGCAAGUUUCAUGUUGUAAAGUUACAGAUGCAGGCAUCACACAUUUGAAAGGUUUAUCCAAAAUAGCUCACCUGGAUUUGGAGGGUUGUCCACUUACUUCUGCUUGCUUGAAAGUUAUAUCAGGUUUUGCGUUGUUAGUGUUUCUGAAUCUUAGCCGUUGUGGUGUGUCUGAUGAUGGAAGCAAGAGCUUUUCUGCACUUCAGAAGUUGAAAGUUCUGAACUUGGGAUUCAACAACAUCAGUGAUGUAUGUUUGGUGCAUCUUAAAGAUUUGUUCAAUUUGGAGAGCUUGAACUUUGAUUCUUGUAGGAUCAGCGAUGAAGGAUUACUAAACCUGAAAGGCCUGCUGCAAUUAAAAAGUUUGGAGCUGUCUGACACUGGAGUUGGUAACAAUGGACUGAACCACCUCUCUGGAUUGUCCAAUCUGGAAAGUUUAAAUCUGUCAUUCACAUCAGUAACUGAUGGUGGCUUGAGGAAAUUGUCUGGAUUAACUUCUAUCAAAUCACUUAAUUUGGAUUCUCGCCAGAUAACAGAUUCAGGGUUAGCCGCAAUAACAAGUCUUACUGGAUUGACCCACUUGGAUCUUUUUGGUGCUCGUAUCUCUGACUUUGGCACGAACUGCUUAAAAUAUUUCAAGAACCUUCAGUCCCUUGAGCUCUGCGGAGGCUCAAUAACUGAUGCUGGAGUGAAGAACAUCAAGGACCUCAAAUCUCUUACACAAUUGAAUCUGUCUCAAAAUAGUCACCUCACCGACAAAACCCUGGAACUGAUUUCAGGAUUAACUGGAUUAACCUCUCUUAACGUAUCAAACUCUCGCAUAACAAAUGCUGGACUCCAGCACCUGAAGCCAUUGAAGAACCUGCAAUCACUCACACUCGAGUCAUGCAAAGUGUCUGCCAAUGAAAUGAAGAAACUACAGUUGUCUUCUCUUCCAAACCUGCUCAGCGUUCGACCUGAGUAAGCCAAGUUUGUUUGGAAGCCACCCCUGCAUGUAAAUAAUCCUCCACUGUACAGACAGCAGCAUGUGAUCGUUGAAUAUUUGGCCUAGCAACGGAGACUGGAUUUCUAUAGAACUGUAUAUAUGGGUGUCUAGAACUGGUCUGAUUUAGUUUAAUCUAAGGGUGAUGUUGGAGCAGCAAAUGGAACCACAAGAAAGAUGAAAAUGGUGUUUCCUCCAUUUUAUAAUUGAUGCAAGCGUUCUUCUUCACCUGAACAAUGAUUAUUUGUAAAUAUAUGUACAUAAAUUGGGGAAAACAAGUGUCUGGUUUGUUUCAGCAUCAAUUAGCAUCAAUUUGCACAUUCAAAAUUGAUUCCCGAGACUACUGGUCUUGCUGCUUUCCAUUGCUGGCCAGAAAUCGACUAUGUACAGGAAGAACAAAAACAAAACAAUUUGCUUAGCUGUUUUGCUGUCUGUAAUGUAUAUAAAUGAUUAUGCAAAUGUUUUGAAGUA
Messenger RNA from Zingiber officinale, 2734 nucleotides. RefSeq names its product EIN3-binding F-box protein 1-like. Gene Ontology annotation, biological process: SCF-dependent proteasomal ubiquitin-dependent protein catabolic process. Gene Ontology annotation, cellular component: SCF ubiquitin ligase complex. Gene Ontology annotation, molecular function: protein binding. NCBI's taxonomy places the organism in Eukaryota, Viridiplantae, Streptophyta, Magnoliopsida, Zingiberales, Zingiberaceae. The record is from RefSeq and is a predicted model, not a curated record. Bases 515 to 2245 code for a protein of 576 amino acids. The transcript is spliced from 15 exons.